Molecule: messenger RNA, 1002 nt
Organism: Lonchura striata (white-rumped munia)
Lineage: Eukaryota; Metazoa; Chordata; Aves; Passeriformes; Estrildidae
Product: arylacetamide deacetylase-like 4
Cellular component (GO): membrane
Molecular function (GO): carboxylic ester hydrolase activity
Source: RefSeq, a predicted model, not a curated record
AUGGCGACAAUACCACCAUUAAAGGAUACACGACUUCAUAUCAAGGACUUAAGGUUUGAAAGGGUUAAAGUGAGAAUUUACCAGCUAAAAACAUCAAACAGUAACCAGAGGAGGGGAAUUCUUUAUUUUCAUGGAGGAGUUGGCCAGUUUGGAAGUAUCCAGGCCUAUGAAAGAAUGUGCCGCUAUCUCUGCAGGAAGACCAACUCAGUGGUGGUGUGUGUUGGGUAUCGUUUAGCUCCCGAGCACCCAUUUCCAGCCCAGUUUGAGGACUGUCUCACUGCUGCCAUCCAUUUUCUGAGGACUGCACAAGACCACGGAGUCGACCCUUCCCGCAUUGUCAUCUGUGGAGACAGCAGUGGAGGGACACUCACUGCUGCCGUGGCCCAAGCUCUGGUGAACAGAAGAGAUCUCCCAAAGCUGAGAGCACAAAUCCUAAUAUAUCCUUUCCUGCAGUGUGUGGACUUCAAUUUGCCUUCUUAUCAGCAGAAUGAGAGAGUCCCCAUUUUGCUAAAGAGGCGAACCCUUGUUCUUGGCUUGAAGUAUGUUAAUAUGGACUUGGGCAUCAUGGAAGAAGUAUUCAAAGGUUGCCACGUUUCAGAAGAUCGGAGACUGAAAUAUCAGAAAUGGGUGGGUCCUGACUACAUCCCUCAUGAGUUUAAAACAAGAGGUUACAAACCAAGUCCAACACCUCUACCCUCCAAAGAACUCUGUGAAUUGGUCGAGUCCAUGUUUGACCCUGUUUUUUCACCGUUGUUGGCUGAAGACAGUGUUAUUGCUCAGCUUCCUGAGACUUUCAUUUUGACCUGUGAAUUUGAUGUGCUUCGAGAUGAUGGACUGCUGUACAAGAAACGAUUAGAGGACCACGGUGUGAAAGUGACCUGGUGCCAUCUGCAAGAGGGGUUCCAUGGAACACUGUUCUUAGCACUUUUUGGUAGGGUGAUAGGAUUCCGCUCUGGUGCUAAAGGCCUGGAAAAGAUAGUAAAUUUUCUAAGACUGAUGUAG